This is a messenger RNA of Drosophila hydei, 1792 nucleotides long. RefSeq names its product microtubule-associated protein RP/EB family member 1C. The transcript has 2 exons. The coding region runs from base 490 to 1611 and encodes 373 amino acids. Gene Ontology annotation, biological process: regulation of microtubule polymerization or depolymerization; protein localization to microtubule plus-end; spindle assembly. Gene Ontology annotation, molecular function: microtubule plus-end binding. Gene Ontology annotation, cellular component: microtubule organizing center; cytoplasmic microtubule; microtubule plus-end. The record is from RefSeq and is a predicted model, not a curated record. NCBI's taxonomy places the organism in Eukaryota, Metazoa, Arthropoda, Insecta, Diptera, Drosophilidae.
GCAAAAUUUUUUAUUAUCACUUUUUUUUUUAAUAUUUGCUUUCGCCCACAUUAGAUUAGGUAGAUUAUGCGGCCAUUCAACAUUAUCUGAUCUUAGCAACGCAUCCGAUCGAAGCUAAUGCACCCGCUGGCCUCAAGAAUAUCGAAUCGCAUGCAUUGGCGUCGCUCUGCUUUCUAUUCGGAUUUUGUGUUCGGCUGGAAAUUUAGGAAAUGUAAUUUAGUUUUUAAUUUCAAUACGAUUUUUAUAGUCUUAUUCAGUUGUCUUUUACCACUUCGUUAGCAUCAAUAGUUUUAGAGUAGGGAAAUAUAAAAAGCGAAACGCAUUCAAUCAUUUGGGCCCGACACAGUAGGACAAGGUGAAGGACGGAAGUAUAUAUUUAUAUAUCUUAGAUAUUUAGGAUUAUACGAGGGUACUAUAGCUUGGGUAGGCAUAUAUAUAUGUGUAUAUAUAUAUAGAUAUAUAGAUAUCUGUCUAGAGGGUAUUUGAGCUAUGGCGCCGCUUGGACCACGAGCGACAAACGUGGUUUACACACGGAACUCGAAGCAGUGGUCCCGCAACGAGAUUAUAUCAUGGAUCAAUAGCACCAUAAACAGCGAGGUGCAGAAGAUCGAGGAGCUGUGCACUGGGGCCGCCUACUGCAGCCUGAUGGACAUCCUGUUCCCGGGCCUCGUCCGCCUGCACAAGGUGAAGUUCGUCUGCAACCAGCCGACUGAGUACAUCGAGAACUUUCGCGUGCUCCAGCAGAGCUUCAAUGCUGUCCACGUGAACACGCCCAUCGACAUAGAGUUGCUGGUGAAGGGCCGGUUCCAGGACAACUACGCCUUCGCCCAGUGGUUCAAGCUCUUCUACGAGAUCAACUUUGACGAGCUGCCCGCCAACUACGAUCCGCUAGAGGCGCGCGGCUAUAUGCCCAUCGCCAUCGGUCAGGCCAGUCUGUACAGCGCGACUCGCGCCCGCUCCGUCUCGCCAUACAAGCAGUACGAGCCGAGGCUGGCCAAGCUGUCGCGCAGCAAAACGCUCCUGAUGGACCCCGACAGCGAUGGCGCUUCGACCAAACAGCUGGCGCCGUACCGCCGACAGCAUUGCGCUCAGCCGGAAUCGGCGCGCGGAACUCGAACCACGCCAAGGGUGCAGCGCAGCAGCUCGAAGCUAUCCGCAGCUCCGUUUCGAGUGCACCAAGCUGUGCCGAGACGAGGCCAGGCUGCUACGGCGGCAAGAAACGAGCAGCCGCCGGGCGCCGUGCGGGUACAGCCGAUUAUGCCGCGGACCGCCACGGCCAGACUGCAGGCGCGUCAAGCGAAAGAUGUUUGCUUGCCGAGGCAGCCGAAGAUGCGCCCGGUUGUGCAGCGUUCGCAUUCGCUUCUGGAGUCGGCAACGGAAUUGCUGGUGCCGCGCAUCAAGAAUCUGCCAUAUCUUAUACUGCCCAUACCCGGCUCACUGUCGCCGCGCAGCGACCUUACUUUCGUGAGACAGGUGGACAGGUCGGACAGGAACCAGAAGGUUGAGGAGAAUAAGGAGGGAACGUCAAGCAAGGGGCCGCAAACCUCGAAAUUCUUUCGCCUUUUGGAGAUCUUCAUGCCGAAGAAGACUCCAGGCGCCGAGAAGAGUUAGUAAGCAGCAGACGGGCAGCUGGCGGAUCGGUUUUUGGGUGAGGUGUGGUUACAUCGCACCCUGACAAAGGGGCCACACAACAGCAAACAACCCGCCCACCCGGACAAGAUGCCGCUGCACACGAUCCUGCAAGUUUCACCUACACGGCGUUGAAAAUAAAUAGACUUUUCAGAUGCUUAAA